UUUUUCCCCAAAAAAAAAAAUUGCACUCUUUCUUUAAAUCCAAACCUCAAACCUUUGCAAGUGCUUCCCAGAUCAAACAGUUGGGGUUGUGUUUUUUUGUUUUUGUUUUUGAACGAAAGUGUUUUGUUGUUUGUGGCUGUUCAGUUCUGUAAUAGUUAGCUCUGUGCUUUGAGUGUGAGACACUCUCUCUCUCUCUCUCUCUAAGCCCUUCAAUAGCUUCUUAUUUUCUCUCUCUCUCUUUCUAUAAAGAUUGCAACUUUCAUGGCAGCUGAAGAGGUUAAUAAGCCUAAAUCACUUCCUCCUUACCCAGAGAUGAUUAUGGAUGCAAUUGAAGCAUUGGAUGAAAAGAAUGGUUCAAACAAAUCAGCCAUAUCAAGGCACAUUGAGUCCACAUAUGGGGACUUGCCUGCUGGCCACUCAGCACUCCUCACAGAACACCUCAACAACAUGAAAGACAGUGGAGAGCUUGUUUUCUAUAAGAACAACUACAUUAAGCCGGACCCAAAUGCGCCUCCUAGGCGGGGGCGUGGCAGGCCGCCAAAGCCAAAGGGCCUAAUAUCACAGAUCUUCGACUCGGGUCCCGCGAGGCCUAGGGGUCGCCCACCUAAGGACCCGAAUGCGGCUGUGCUUCCAAAAUCGCCCAAGGCGCCUCCAAAGUUGCCCAAGGUGAAGGCCUCAUCAGGUAGUGGGAAGCCGAGAGGACGGCCAAGGAAGAUGGCGAGGCCUAGUGGAGGAUUGGGAGGAACAACGGCAACAACAGAGCCAACAGCAACAACUACUGGAAAGCCUAGGGGUCGCCCUCCAAAGGUGAAGGAUUCAAUGACUGAAGUGAGUGUUGAACAAUAGACUACUCUUUAAUGGUUGUAGUGGUGUUUGACGUCUCUAUGUGUUUCUUUGUAGAAUUGGGUUGGUGUUAGUUCUAGUUUUAUGGUGUUUUAUCAUGUAAUUGCAUGUACAAUGUGAUGUAGCUGUCUUUGAGGCUUUGUUGGUUUCUAAUCUUAACAGAGGAUAUGGCUAGAAGUCUAGAAUUAAUUAUGGAUGCUGUUGUACUUUGUUCA
Quercus robur (English oak) is the source of this 1058-nucleotide messenger RNA. Its product is annotated as HMG-Y-related protein A-like. Bases 262 to 846 code for a protein of 194 amino acids. NCBI's taxonomy places the organism in Eukaryota, Viridiplantae, Streptophyta, Magnoliopsida, Fagales, Fagaceae. The transcript is spliced from 2 exons. Gene Ontology annotation, cellular component: nucleolus; nucleus; chromatin. Gene Ontology annotation, biological process: chromosome condensation; nucleosome assembly; negative regulation of DNA recombination. The record is from RefSeq and is a predicted model, not a curated record. Gene Ontology annotation, molecular function: double-stranded DNA binding; nucleosomal DNA binding.